This is a messenger RNA of Poeciliopsis prolifica (blackstripe livebearer), 1790 nucleotides long. It is a transcript of the gene gtpbp10, whose product is annotated as GTP-binding protein 10 (putative). Lineage: Eukaryota; Metazoa; Chordata; Actinopteri; Cyprinodontiformes; Poeciliidae. The record is from RefSeq and is a predicted model, not a curated record. Gene Ontology annotation, molecular function: GTP binding; magnesium ion binding; GTPase activity. Gene Ontology annotation, cellular component: mitochondrion. The transcript is spliced from 10 exons. The coding region runs from base 370 to 1506 and encodes 378 amino acids.
CCCCAAUAACCCCUUAUCAUUGUGCUGUGAAAUAUUAAGCAGAUCUGUUUCAGAGCUGCGGCCUCUGGCAGGUAAACAAUGCGCAUGAAGGUUGGUAAAACUACGGCGCCAAAGUUUCAUUACCAAAUGGCUCCUGUAUAUAAUCUGAAUAAUUAAAAAAUGUCUUGUUUUCUCUAUCCCAGAGGCGCACGCAUCCCCAGCAGCCAAUGGGAAGCCAGUCAUACCACAAAAUCCCGCCUCUUCGUCACUUCAUCCAAUCAGCGGGGAGUAUUUAUCACUUCCGGUUGUUUUCAAUACACCGAAGACACAUGUCUGCUACUAGCUAGCGGUGGCGAUAAACGAGGAAAGCGGACAUAAAAGCCUCUCAGAAUGGUUCACAUCAGUAGAAUUUGUUUCCGCAAGUAUGGAAACUUUGUGGACAACCUCCGCCUGUACGUACGUGGAGGCACUGGAGGGAUGGCUCUACCUCGCCUUGGAGGACAUGGAGGGAACGGAGGAAACAUUUGGGUGGUGGCGACACAGAACAUGACUUUAAAGAAGAUCAAGGACAAAUACCCGUUAAAACGGUUCGUGGGGGGAUCAGGAGCCAACAGCAGUGUAAGAGCUCUGAAGGGAGAAAAAGGGAAGGAUGCGGAAAUCCCAGCACCCAUUGGUAUCACUGUCACCUCUGAUGACGGCACAAUACUUGGCGAACUGAAUGCUGAGGGCGAUCGGGUGCUGGUGGCGAAAGGAGGAUCCGGGGGGACACCCCACUCUGCCUUCGAACCCAAGAAAGGCCAGGUCAAACACAUACGUCUGGACCUGAAGCUCAUCGCUGACCUGGGCCUCGUAGGGUUCCCAAAUGCAGGAAAGUCAUCUCUCCUCAGAGCCUUGUCAAACGCUACACCUCAAAUUGCCAACUACGCUUUCACAACUUUGAGGCCUGAGAUUGGCAAGGUUGCCUAUCCAGAUUACAAGCAAAUCUCAAUUGCGGAUUUGCCGGGGCUCAUCGAGGGGGCUCACCUGAACCGAGGCAUGGGCCACAAGUUCCUGAAGCACGUAGAGAGGACCAAACACCUGCUGUUUGUUGUGGAUGUUUGUGGUUUCCAGCUGGCCAGUAAAACACCUUGGAGAUCUGCCUUUGAGGCGGUGCAGCUUCUCACCAAGGAACUGGAGUUGUACAAGGAGGAGCUCGUGUCAAAACCUGCAUUGCUGGUGGUAAAUAAAAUGGACUUGCCUGAAGCUGAGGACAUGCUGGAAGAACUCAGGGAGCAACUUCAAAACCCAGACGAGUUCACCAAUUCGCUGCCAAAUGAUAUGAUCCCGAAGAACUUCAUAACAUUCAGACAUGUGGUUCCUAUUUCCGCCCUCACCGGGUUUGGUGUCGACCAUCUGAAGAGUUGCAUUCGACUCUCGCUGGAUGAGUACGCCGCCAUGGAAAAGAGCGCCAUGCAUCAGGAAAAGCUGCAAGUACUGAGGCAACAAUCUCAUGAAAGUUUUAGAAACGAGGACAAAAUCUCACUGUGAAGUGGCGUCGGCAGAACUCAGUGUGAAACAAAGCGAGGUGGAGAGAUUUCUCUUUGGAGAAACGCAGGAGGGAGAACAAGUGCUCAGCAGCUUCGAUGGAGGAAACGCUGCAUACAUGUCUGAAAUACUGGCCUGCUCCUCUGGACUUUCAACAUAGAAUAAGGAACGUCUUUUCUGCUUCAUCCAGACGUUCACAAAUGAGAUUGUGUUCAUUAAAGCUGCUUUGGUAACAUCUCAACAUGCAGAGUGCAAAAAUGUAGAGUUAAAAUAAAUAUUUAAGUUUG